This is a messenger RNA of Penicillium atrosanguineum, 1767 nucleotides long. RefSeq lists its product as uncharacterized. Bases 1 to 1767 code for a protein of 588 amino acids. The record is from RefSeq and is a predicted model, not a curated record. The transcript has 2 exons. Lineage: Eukaryota; Fungi; Ascomycota; Eurotiomycetes; Eurotiales; Aspergillaceae.
AUGGAGAAUUUGGACCUGGUGGUGGUUGGCGCAGGCUGGAGCGGGCUCGCCGCUGUCAAGACCUAUCGCGAUCUCAAUCCGGAAAGCAACAUCUUUCUCCUGGAGGCGGCCAGCUCCAUCGGCGGGGUGUGGGCCAAACAUCGUCACUACAAAGGCCUCAAAUCAAAUAACAUGUUGGGCACCUAUGAAUUCAGCGAUUUUCCUAUGGACGAGGCCAGCUUUGGCGUGAAGCCUGGUCAACACAUUCCCUGCGAUGUCAUCCAGCGAUACAUGGAAGCUUACGCCGACAAGUUCGGUUUCGCCGAUCGCGUUCGACUCGACCAUAACGUGGAAAGCGCCCGACAUAAGCUGGAUGGAACAUGGCAGUUGAUAGUGUCGCACGGAGAGAAAUCGGUGACCAUCGAGACUCGAAAAUUAAUUGUAGCCACGGGUAUCACUUCGCAGGCCUAUCUGCCUGACUUCACGGGACAGGAGACCUUUGGUGCACCUCUGCUUCACUGUCGCGACAUGCUCCAGCAUGAAGCUGAAGUCUUCAAGGCCGAGGGACGAGCAACAGUGUUUGGCGGCUCGAAAUCCGCGUGGGAUGCGGCCUAUGCCUGUGCCACGUCCGGUAUGAACGUGGACUGGAUCAUUCGUGAAUCCGGCCACGGUCCUUGUUGGAUGGCACCCGCCUAUGUAACGCCGCUGAAGAAGUGGCUAGAGAAGCUGGUGACCACGCGCCUCUUGACUUGGUUCAGCCCGUGUGUCUGGGGCGACGCCGAUGGCUUCACGCGUGUGCGCAGCUUUCUCCAUGAGACUUGGCUGGGACGCAAAAUUGUCGACGCCUUUUGGGCUGUGUUGGCCGACGAUGUCGUGCAAUUGAACGGCUAUGACAAGAACCCGGAAAUGAAGAAGCUGAAACCGUGGGUGAGUCCAUUCUGGAUCGCCUCGUCGCUCAGCAUUCUCAAUUAUCCUACCGACUUCUUCGAUCUGAUCAAAGAUGGCACUAUCAAGGUGCACAUCGCCGAUAUUGACCAUCUUUCCGACCAUGCCGUGCACCUAUCCAGUAGCGAAAUACUCCCGACCACAGCUUUAAUCUGCUCGACAGGCUGGCGUUGUACCCCCAACUUGAAGUUCCUCCCGGAAGGCAUUGAUCGCGAGAUGGGAUUCCCGUGGAGCUCAGACCCUGUGGAUGAGCGCAUGGUCAAGGCCGCGGACAAGGAAAUCCUUCGACGAUUCCCUCGUCUACGCAAUGGUCCUCCUCCCAACUCCAAGUACCAACCGCUCAGUCAACAGUCAGAAGCAGCUGCUCCGCACCCCUUCCGAAUGACUCGAUUCAUGGUUCCACUUUCGUUCGUGAAAGAGCGAUCUCUGGCUUUCAUGGGAAUCACCAUGACCAUCAACACGACCUUGAUUGCUCAAACUCAAGCACUGUGGAUUUCUGCCUACUUUGGAAAUCAGCUAACCCCCACGGCGACUGAGCGCUGUCCGCCCGCUGUACGCGCAGCUUCGGACUCCAAAAGUGAGGACGACUCCGAGCUGGACCUAGCGUGGGAAACAACUCUACACACGGAGUUUGGCCGGAUUCGAUACCCAGGGGGCUUCGGCCAUCGCAACCCAGACUUUGUGUUUGAUGCCAUUCCCUAUAUCGAUCUGAUGUUACGCGAUCUGGGUUUGGCAACUGAGCGCAAGCGGGGCCUGCUUGCACAGUGCUUCCACCCCUACGGCACGGAGGAUUACCAAGGACUAGUGGAAGAAUGGAAAGCGAAGCAGGAGAGUCGGAAGUGA